CCGGUCGCCAUACUUGUGGUGCUUAACAAUAGCAGCAGCACAGAUAGAACAAGGACCGAUUUCUAAAUAUAUUUGGCAGAAGUGUGCAGAAAUUGUAUGGCAUCUACCUACUUUUGUUCCUUAUUGUGGAUAGCUAUUUAUGUGUAAAACAAAAAAUGUCGAAACGACAUCGUUUGGGUUUGGGAGAUUGUUAUUCAUCGAGUGAAAAGAGAGUCUUCUGAUGGGUGUGUAUAGGGAAUAAUAGGGAGAGGAUCCUUUGUUUUCGUGUUUGAUGGGCACUGCAGUGCAGGAGUUUUUUGGGGGGCUACAGCUAACGUCGCUCGCAUGCUAUCUAGCUAGAUAAAAUGUAAAUGGCGAAUGGACAAAACGUCCAGGGACGUGCAUGCGGCGGAAAAGUAUUCUAGUCUAGUUACGUUAGUUAGCUAGUCUUUUAAAUAAACACGCAGUAUAAGCUAACAUAGCUAGGAAGCUCCUAAACCAGGCUAACGUUACAGAACAGUGCAAAAUAUGCAUCAUACAUGCACGUGGGUAGCCUCCUGCGCGUGGCCAUAAGUUGUCAGAGGACAUCAACGUGGUGCUGAAACACAUGGCCAACUUUGUCAGAACAAGAUUCAUUCAGCGAGACCGCGACAGGGACCGCGACGAGCGGUCGAAGGACAGGGACAGAGACCGGGAUGCCAAGCCCUCUGGCAUGGCCCUGAACCCGGCUGUUGGCAGCGCAGGCCUCUCCCACAAGCAGACGGCCAUGCAGCAGCAAAUCAACCCAUUCACCAACCUGCCCCACACGCCGCGUUACUACGAGAUCCUGAAGAAGAGGCUACAGCUGCCAGUGUGGGAGUACAAGGAGCGCUUCAACGACAUCCUGGGACGCCACCAGAGUUUCGUGCUCGUCGGAGAGACGGGCUCCGGCAAGACCACGCAGAUCCCCCAGUGGUGUGUGGACAUGGUUAAGGGGUUGGGCGGACCUAAGAAGGCAGUGGCCUGUACCCAGCCCAGGAGGGUGGCAGCCAUGAGCGUGGCCCAGAGGGUGGCCGACGAGAUGGACGUCAUGCUGGGCCAGGAGGUCGGUUACUCCAUUCGAUUCGAGGACUGCAGCUCGGCCAAGACCUUCCUCAAGUACAUGACAGACGGUAUGUUGCUGCGGGAGGCCAUGAACGACCCUCUGCUGGAGCGCUACGGCGUCGUCAUCCUGGACGAGGCCCACGAGAGAACACUUGCCACAGACAUCCUCAUGGGCGUCCUCAAAGAGGUGGUCCGACAGAGGUCAGACCUCAAGGUCAUCGUCAUGAGCGCCACGCUGGAUGCCGGCAAGUUCCAGGUGUACUUUGACAGCUGUCCGCUGCUGACCAUCCCUGGACGCACGCACCCGGUAGAGAUCUUCUACACGCCGGAACCUGAGAGGGACUACCUGGAGGCAGCCAUCCGCACCGUUAUCCAGAUCCACAUGUGUGAAGAGGAGGAGGGCGACUGUCUGCUCUUCCUCACUGGACAAGAGGAAAUCGACGAGGCCUGCAAGCGCAUCAAGAGGGACAUCGACGACCUGGGACACGACGCGGGGGACAUCAAAAUCAUCCCGUUGUACUCGACGCUGCCGCCCCAGCAGCAGCAAAGGAUCUUUGAGCCGCCACCACCCCGCAAGCCCAACGGAGCCAUCGGGAGGAAGGUCGUGGUUUCGACAAACAUCGCUGAGACAUCCCUGACCAUUGACGGUGUGGUGUUUGUAAUUGAUCCCGGAUUUGCCAAGCAAAAGGUGUAUAACCCUCGUAUCAGAGUGGAGUCCCUCCUGGUGACGGCCAUCAGCAAAGCCUCGGCCCAGCAGAGGGCGGGGCGCGCCGGGAGGACACGCCCAGGGAAGUGCUUCCGCCUCUACACAGAGAAGGCCUACAAGACCGAGAUGCAGGACAACACGUAUCCAGAGAUUUUGAGGUCCAACCUGGGUUCGGUCGUGCUGCAGCUCAAGAAGCUAGGUAUCGACGACUUGGUCCAUUUCGACUUCAUGGACCCACCAGCACCGGAAACCCUGAUGCGGGCCCUGGAGCUGCUCAACUACGUGGCGGCGCUCAACGAUGACGGCGACUUGACGGAGCUAGGCUCCAUGAUGGCCGAGUUCCCCCUAGACCCGCAGCUAGCCAAGAUGGUGAUUGCCUCCUGCGAGUUCAACUGCUCCAAUGAGAUCCUGUCCAUCACAGCCAUGCUGUCAGUCCCACAGUGCUUCGUACGACCCACGGAGGCUAGGAAGGCGGCCGACGAGUCCAAGAUGCGUUUCGCCCACAUUGACGGAGACCACCUGACCCUCCUCAAUGUCUACCACGCCUUCAAACAGAACCAUGAGUCGACACAGUGGUGCUACGACAACUUUGUGAACUACAGGUCGCUGAUGUCGGCCGACAACGUGCGCCAGCAGCUGUCCCGGAUCAUGGACCGCUUCAGCCUGCCCCGCCGCAGCACAGAGUUCACCAGCAGAGACUACUACAUCAACAUUCGCAGAGCGCUGGUCACAGGAUUCUUCAUGCAGGUAGCCCAUUUGGAGCGUACAGGCCACUACCUGACUGUGAAGGACAACCAGGUGGUCCAGCUGCACCCCUCCACUGUGCUGGACCACAAGCCGGAGUGGGUGAUGUACAAUGAGUUUGUGCUGACCACCAAAAACUACAUCCGCACCUGCACCGACAUCAAACCAGAGUGGCUGGUGAAAAUCGCCCCGCAGUACUAUGAGAUGGGAAACUUCCCCAACUGUGAAGCCAAGAGACAGUUGGAGCGCAUCAUAGCUAAACUCUCAACCAAGGAAUACUCUCAGUACUAACACAAGUGUGUAUGACAACAAUACCACCAGCACUAAGGGCAUCUGAACUCUUUAUCUGAGCACUCUUCAUUUUCUUCAAAAGCCUUUUCUUCUCAUUGGUUCAUAAUGUAUUAUUUUCAUACUUUUUGUUUGGGUCUUCCUUAUUUUGACCACCUGUAGUCAUUUGUGAUUAACAGGUGGUUGGCACUGCGGCCGAUCCGGGUAGGAGUUAGCAGUCAACACAGUUACUGCCAUUGACCAUGGUAAAGCAUGACCAUUUAUGUAGACAUUCCUUUUUAGAAAGUGUGAACUCUUACUGAAAUGUACUUAGGUAGAGACAUUCCAUGCUAAUUCAUUGAACCAACUUUGACUUCAAUUUAAGGAAAAUACCAGCGUGGACGGUUUAGCACCCACCGUCUUGCUACCAGACUUUGGUGUUAUGUUAGGGGGAGGGGCUCAAUAGAAAUGAAAUGUUGAAAUGUUAAAAACGUGAUUGUCUUGUGUUUCAUAUAUUGUUUUUGAGGUUGGAAUAAUACUGUGAAAAUGAUAAUGCCCUUUUAGUGUAAGAGCUGUUUGAAAAGAGCCUGACAUUUCAGCCUGUUUUGAUGGGAUGGACUUUUAUAAAUUAGUUGAUAGACCAAUAAGAAAGAGUUCCAAACCUCUGUCAAUAACAGCUAGUUUUCCGUUUUCCCCUCACCACUCAGACCACUUCCAGAUAGUCCAAGCUAAGUUCUUGCUUGAGAAAUUGCUUUCUUUUUGACCAUUUUAAUUGAAAACUAUCACAGUAAGGUACUUAUUUAAUAAGAAAGGUUUGAUAUUGAUAUAAAAACAGAUGCAUAGGGCCUUUAAUGUAUGUUAAUGGACACAGGGGAGAUCCCCUUGUGUGAACAAAUGUGAGAUUCUAGUGGUGUGCAGACUGGGAAAUCACCUGGUCAUCCAUUUUAAAUAACAUGAAUAAACUGUAAUAAUUUGUAA
Molecule: messenger RNA, 3757 nt
Organism: Oncorhynchus mykiss (rainbow trout)
Lineage: Eukaryota; Metazoa; Chordata; Actinopteri; Salmoniformes; Salmonidae
Source: RefSeq, a predicted model, not a curated record